CAAAAUGUGUGUGUUAACGCCUAGCAUGUGUUUGUGCAAACUAUACAUGAUGCACCACUCACACACGCAUACGCCAAGAAACCUGCCCGAUCGACGCGAGCCUACGGCUUUACCGACAGCGCCGCGUCCUUCACUCGUCCUCAAGCCACCAAAUGGACUACGUGCUAUUUAACCUAUAAUUUUUUUACACCUUGUAGUUUCCUGGUUAUUAAACCAAUUUUUUAUUGAAAAGGUAUUAGCACUCAUUUCUUCGCCAAAUCAUCCCAGCAAUCAAGUACCGGCGUUCACAUUUUUGGACCUACGACCCCGGAUAUUUUACCAGCGACGAACAAAGAACAAAGGAAAUACUUCGCUGACGUGAUUUUGGCUGUGACUACGUGGAAGUUUUCAAUCAUUUCAAACAUCGGAUUCACUGGAAAUAGGACGAGUCAUCCGAUUUUAUACCCAUCUACAACUUCUACGUGGCUUGAAGAUAAUUUCUACGAGGACAAAUACGAUUGGGAGAAGAAAUCUGAGAGUGAGAGUUGGGAGAUAAGUAGAUCGACGGCGCCGACACAGGGAAAUAUCAUUUAUAAGUUAAGUUCUAAGUGAGACUGGCAAACCGUAAGUUCGUUCCGUUUGUUCGUUCCGAAAUCAUUAAUUUCAAACACAAUCCUUUAUUUGUGUAUUUACUUCCCAAUUAAAUUACAUAUUUGUCCCGUAACCCUUAUUCUGCAAUUAACGUCCACGAAUCCGUUAUUUUGGGGUAUCGUUAAAAACGUAUUUCACGUUAUACUUGCAAAUCCUUCAUUUUGCAAGUCUUCUCACAUUCAUAUACCUUUUAGUAACGUUAAGGUUAAUAACGUUAACGGAUAUUUCUUAAUAACGCUCACAAAUCCAUUAUUUUGUGUUGUCGUUACAUUCGUAUUACACGUUUCUUGCAAAUCCUUCAUUUUGCAAGACAUAUCAUAUUCAUAUACCUUUUAGUAACGUUAAGGUUAAUAACGUUAACGGAUAUUUCUUAAUAACGCUCACAAAUCCAUUAUUUUGUGUUGCCGUUACAUUCGUAUUACACGUUUCUUGCAAAUCCUUCAUUUUGCAAGACAUAUCAUAUUCAUAUACCUUUUAGUAACGUUAAGGUUAAUAACGUUAACGGAUAUUUCUCAUUAACGCUCACAAAUCCUUCAUUUUGUGUUGCCGUCACAAACGUACCUAUUGCACGUUAUUCGCAAAUCCUUUAUUUUGCAAAUUAUUCAUACUUAUACAUACUUAAAUACGUUAACGAUCCGUUAUUCUGUUAACGAGUUAUUUCUAAUUGCACUUAGCAACAAUAUUUCCUAUUCGCAUUCUCAUCAUAAACAGGUUAAUUCUGUUAUCUUUGCAAUCACUUCAUUUACGCUUCGUGCAUUAUUGCUCAUAUUUUCCUUAUUGUUAAACAAAGUGCAUUCCGAUAUCCGCGCUGUUUGGCUGGCGCCUGGCUGGCUCGGACACCGCGCGCUCGCUGCGAGCUGUUGCUACGCGCUUGCACCGCUUGACUUUUUGCAGUUUUUACGCGCACCCUCACUCCGCUGCUUUUGUACUAAUUUAAGUAAUCGUUUCAAAUCUUUAUUUUUGAACUUAAUUGCAUUGCAACUGUUGUUUUUCUAGCAACUCAUUUCAUCGCAUUGGUUCGUAUAAAUUACAUUUUAGCUAUAAACAAGCUGUCAGUGCCAACUUACACUGACACAUAUACUGAAUUAAUUAACUCAUUAUUUUGCCUUUAAUUUAUAAUUUUUAAAAUGGUUGAUAUUAAACCUUUAAUUAAAAGGCGUGCCUCAUUCAAAGCUAAGCUUACGCUGUUUGAAAGCCAUCUAACAACUGUCGAAAGUUGUGAUCGCUUGAGUAGAUUGCAAAUUUCUGAAUUAAAUCACCGUUUAUCAAAAAUUGAAGAAAUAUAUUCAGAAUUUGACUCCGUUCAGUGUGAUAUAGAGAACGAAUUGGAAAUUCCAGAUGAGCAGUAUAAAGAACGCGAGGCUUUCGAGAGCAAGUACUUCGGGCUCGUCGCGCGCGCGCGCGAGCUGCUGGCGGCGGCCGCGCCGGCGCCGGGCGCCUCUGCGGGCGGCGACGGCUCGGAGACAGGUUCUUGUGUUACUGCGAUUGGAGGUGGGACAAAACUUAAACUUCCUACUAUAGAUAUGCCUAGCUUCUCGGGCCAUUAUCAUGACUGGUUGGAGUUCCGUGACACAUUUAGUAGUCUCAUACAUUCAAAUAAUUCAAUUCCAAACAUUAAUAAAUUUCAUUACUUGCGCGCCGCGCUAAAGGGUAGUGCCGCGGUGGUGAUUCAAUCUUUAGAUUUUUCCAGCGAUAAUUAUACAUCAGCUUGGGAACUACUUUGCGAUCGUUAUAAUAAUAAAAGAUCUUUAGUGAACAACCAUAUUCAGGCAAUUUUUGACAUAGAACAAUUGUCAAAAGAAUCGUCUAGAUCAAUAAGAAACCUUAUUGACACGAUAAAUAAAAACUUAAGAGCACUCAAAUCACUUGAUCUCCCUACUGAGCAUUGGGAUGUUCUCAUAAUUCAAAUAAUAUCAAGCAAAUUAGAUACAACUACACAUCGUAAAUGGGAAUCGUAUAGGAAUAAAUUAAAGGAGCUCCCUACACUUCAAAUGUUUAACGAUUUCCUUAAAGAUCGGGCUGACUUACUAGAAUCAACUGAAAUCUCUAAUAUAAAACGUCGGUCUAGCGACACUACGCACAGUCGACAGAAGGCGUUGACAGCUAAUACUUAUUCCCCCACUACUUCUCGCAAGUACGCUUGUCCGUUUUGCAAUCAAGACCACGCACUGUAUCUAUGUCCAAAGUUCAAAACAUUAAAAUUACAAGCUCGCGUUGAUAAAGCUAAGGCACUCAAGGUUUGCUUAAACUGUUUACUCGUGGGUCACAAUGAAAAAACGUGUAGGCUGAAUUCGUGUCGCAUAUGUGGAUUACAGCGCAAUAGUCUGUUGCAUGAACAUACAACUCCUGCGCCUUCGUCAAAUGACGUCGCGCUGCAUUCUUUGCCGCAGCCUGACGACGAUGAACAAUUUUCUAGUCCAGUUCAAGAAAUUUCUAUGUCAGCCGUAAAUAAUAAUAGCAUGCUACUGUCAACCGUCUUAAUUCAAGUGACAGACCACAGUGGUAAAAAACAAACAAUACGAGCGUUACUCGAUAAUGGUUCAACCGCGAGUUAUGUUACUGAAAGUUUAUGCGCAAAAUUAAACUUACCUACUUCUUCAGCUCCGACAAUAGUCGACGGAUUAAAUUAUCAAACAUCACAUUUGUCAAAAAGUUGCGACGUACUUAUAUCGUCAUUACUCAAUGAUUAUCAUGAAAAGGUGCCCUGUUUAGUAGCAUCACGUAUAACUCAACCGUUGCCAGUGUCUCGAAUUGACCGUACAACGUUAAACAUACCGCCACACAUUAGGUUGGCAGAUCCCACAUUUGAUGUACCUGCUCCAGUAGACAUGCUACUUGGAUCAGGAAUAUUUUGGUCAGUACUUGGUACUCAUAAAAUUCCAUUAGGUAAAAAUAAACCAACUUUAUGGGAAACCAAAUUGGGUUUCUUAGUUACAGUUUCAUCAAAACAAAACUUACCAUCAAAAUUUAAUACAGUCCAUUGCAACCAUAACAUUAAUUUAUACUUACAACAUUAUGAUAAACAAUUAAUUGAUCAAAUUUCUUAA
Cydia pomonella (codling moth) is the source of this 3677-nucleotide messenger RNA. RefSeq lists its product as uncharacterized. NCBI's taxonomy places the organism in Eukaryota, Metazoa, Arthropoda, Insecta, Lepidoptera, Tortricidae. The coding region runs from base 1758 to 3677 and encodes 639 amino acids. The transcript has 2 exons. The record is from RefSeq and is a predicted model, not a curated record.